Ricinus communis (castor bean) is the source of this 849-nucleotide messenger RNA. Its product is annotated as lamin-like protein. The record is from RefSeq and is a predicted model, not a curated record. Gene Ontology annotation, cellular component: plasma membrane. The transcript is spliced from 2 exons. Lineage: Eukaryota; Viridiplantae; Streptophyta; Magnoliopsida; Malpighiales; Euphorbiaceae. Gene Ontology annotation, molecular function: electron transfer activity. The coding region runs from base 208 to 675 and encodes 155 amino acids.
AAGAAAUACUAGGUAACAUAAGAUGUUACUGCCAAAGUGCAUCUGACAUGCCAACUCAAUUUACCAAAACUUCAUUUUUUGACUAUUAAAGCACGUAUGACCAUGCAGAACUAAAUAAACUUACACUCCCUGUCAUCUUCAUCACAUAUAUAUAAGGCGUAGCUAGUUCUUGAGAUCGAAAGAAAGAAAUUAUACAGACACAGAGAAAUGGAGAGGAAGAGAAGAAUUGCGGGUAUGAUUAUGGCAGCAAUGGCGGUGAUGAUUAAAUGUGCAGAAAGUAGGCUUCUUAAGAUUGGAGAGAGAGGAUGGAUUCCUGAUUAUAACUAUACUGAAUGGUUGAAUCAGCGGCAUAAUCAUUUCUAUGUUGGUGAUUGGCUAUUAAACCAGACAAGUUAUGAGGACUGCAAUGACCAAGGCUUCAUAUUCAAUGUAACCAGGGGUGGCAGGGAUGUUUAUCAACUGAAAGAGGCUAGGCCAUAUUACUUCCUGAGCAGCGGCGGAUACUGCUGGAAUGGAAUGAAAUUAGCCAUCUCCGUUGAAGAACUUGCACCCACUCCGGCCCCUGCACCACCUGCCAAAAGUGAUUCUCCUUCUUCAAGUACUUGCACAUAUACGAUGAUUCUGCCCGUUUCGUUUUAUGUGGCUUUAGCUUGGGUUGUCUUCCUCAAACCAUAGUCCAUUUCCAUUCGACAUAGAGGUUCAAGGAUUUUCUUUUUCUUUUUCUUUUUCUUGUUCUUUUUUCUCUUUUUCUUUUCCUUUAACUUUGCCUUUUUCUUGACAGAUCUUGUUUUCAGUGUGAAAGUUUUAUAUGAAAUGGAAGCGUUAAUGUGACUGAAUUAAUUUUAUUUA